AUGAAUGUAUCAACAGCCUACAUAGCGGCCUCCACCAAUCGGUUCUAUCAAGCUGCUGACGCCUCAUUGACAUCGCUCAUCGCAUUUGGCUCUGCAAAUUUAGUUUGUCUCUGGGACCUCGUUGCAGAUCCUGAUCCAGGUUCUUACCAGACGUUACCAGGCCAUGAAGGAACCGUGACUGGUGUCAAGUUCAUCUCAAAUGUCUCGCUUAUUACUGCAGAUGACAAGGGAGUGGUAAUGUAUUGGAGAAGAGAUGGGUCUCAGUGGAGCUCGAGUAACGUUCAAGCACACCCAAAAGCAAUCUCAUCGUUAUGUGUCCAUCAUGAGUGUCUCGCGACCGGCUCUUCUGAUUCUUCAGUAAAGAUUUGGAAAGUAAGAGCAGGUAUCUUGAAAACAGAUGAGGUCGUCGAGGUCCAGUCCAUACCACUGAAGGGCAUAUAUCCACUGUCUGUCGCACUUUCUUCCCUUCCUCAGUCUGAAAAUCUUAUCCUCGCCAUUGCAUGCACAGACCGGAAUAUUCAAAUCUGGACAAGGUCCGAUGGCACAUUUAUAAGAUCUGCCGUACUUUCCGGGCAUGAUGACUGGGCCCGAUGCCUAGCGUUCCGACCUUCUCUUCAAGAAGGCGAGUCUUUGCUUCUCGCGUCAGGAUCUCACGACACGACUAUCCGCCUGUGGAAUAUCGAACCUUUCAAGCGUGAUGCAGUGAAAUAUUCCGCGACAUCUGCAGACGCUCUGAAUGAUGAACUUUUGGAUGCUUUCGAAGCUUCGCUAGGCGAACUUGCUGAUGCUGAAGAAGGUGGCCGACAGAUUUCUCUGAAGCGACAUAUUUUGACCAUCAAGAAGUCUGCCUCCAGUUCUCAACAGUUCUCAAUCACUUUCGAUGCACUCCUUAUUGGCCAUGAAGCAGGUGUUACCUCUCUCAGUUGGCGACCAGCAACAUCAGAUUCGUCAACAACAACUCUACUAUCGUCGUCCACAGACUCUUCCGUUAUCCUUUGGUCUCCAUCACCAGUGCUCACCUCUUCACAUGACACUUCUACCGCCUUAUGGAUCAAUCGGCAGCGAUUUGGUGACAUUGGCGGGCAGCGCUUGGGCGGUUUUGUCGGGGGUCUAUGGGGCAAAGACGGUUCUGAGGCAUUUGCCUGGGGUUGGUCGGGCAGCUGGCGGAGAUGGAGGUGCUCUGCCGAUGAAAAGGAAACUUGGACUGAAGUGCAUGCGAUCAAUGGGCAUUGUGGGCCCGUUCGAGGAAUCUGUUGGAGUCCUGAUGGCCAGUUUUUGAUAUCAGCUGGAUUGGACCAGACCACCCGCAUACAUGGUCCUAUAACUCACCCAAAUGGUCACACAACGUGGCAUGAGCUCGCUAGACCGCAAGUCCAUGGGUACGAUCUUUUGGGGGUAAACUUUUUAGACAACCUCAAGUUCGUUAGUAUUGCGGACGAGAAGGUGGCGAGAGUGUUUGAGGCUCCUCGAAGUUUCAUAGAUGUUGUGGAAGCGCUAGGCGUUGCGCGAUUCUCCGAUGCCGAACAUCAACGUCCAUCCCGAGCUGGUGUUCCGCCGCUGGGUUUGUCGAACAAAGCAACCACUGAUGCGCCUAUGUCCGUCGAUGACAAUUUCCCAUCCACCCGGCCUCUAGAAGGUGAACUUGCCGCUACUACACUUUGGCCAGAAGUAGAAAAGGUAUUCGGACAUGGAUACGAGUCCAUCACUCUGGCUACAUCCAACUCGCAUCGUAUAGUAGCGAUUGCGUGCAAGUCAACGUCACCAGAGCACUCUGUCAUUCGUAUUUGGGACACAGAAACCUGGCAACCGUUCGGAGAGCCUCUCGUCGGACAUUCGCUCACUGUCACUCGGAUAGCAUUCAGUCCUGACGACCAAUUUGUACUGUCUGUUUCCAGGGAUAGAACAUGGCGACUAUUUCAGAAGGACAAUUCGACACAGUAUUAUGGCGCAGUAGCUGCGGAAAAGAGUCACUCCCGAAUUAUAUGGGACUGUGCAUGGGCUCAUGAAGGCGAUGUCUUUGUUACGGCGUCUCGCGAUAAGACGGUAAAAAUAUGGCAGUCUGAUACCAACAGAAAAUGGAGAGCUAUUGCUAAUAUCAAAGUUGCGGAGGCUGCAACAGCCGUGGAUUUUUCGACCGUUGACAAACAAAAUAGACGGUACCUUGCUAUCGGCCUUGAAACUGGAGAAAUACUGCUGUAUUCAAACACAAUCCCAACGACAGAUUGGAUGUAUCAACUGACAAUAGAUGCCGGUAUGGCACAUGUCAAUCAUGUUCACCGCCUCAGUUGGCGACCAACCCCGGUUGAAGCCCCUCAGAAAGAGCUGGCUAGCUGUAGUGAAGAUGGUACAUUGAAAAUAGUGAUCGUCCACAUGAGUAUGGAUUGA
Molecule: messenger RNA, 2385 nt
Organism: Guyanagaster necrorhizus
Lineage: Eukaryota; Fungi; Basidiomycota; Agaricomycetes; Agaricales; Physalacriaceae
Product: WD40 repeat-like protein
Exons: 15
Coding region: 1-2385 (794 amino acids)
Biological process (GO): tRNA wobble uridine modification
Cellular component (GO): elongator holoenzyme complex
Molecular function (GO): protein binding
Source: RefSeq, a predicted model, not a curated record